AUGGCUUCGGAGUUUACAUCAACCGAGAGCAACGCGAUGCAGGUUUAUGCUCCAAGCAUUGUUUUCUUUCUUGUUACACCUCUUUUCAUAGCUUUCCGAUUCUGGAGUCGCAUAACACGGAGAACGGGGCUAGGCUGGGAUGACAUGACCAUUAUAAUAUCUUUUUCAUGUGCUGUGGCUGUUCAGACCAUCAUGAUGGUUGCGUGCAAUUAUGGCUUUGGCCAACAUAUCAAGACACUGACCCCAAGUGACAAGAUAAUAUCACUCAAGAUCUUCUACAAACUCACCAUGAACCUGGCCAAGAUCUCAAUGCUCCUCCUCUACCUCCGCAUCUUCGUCCACAGAUGGUUCCGCAGGUGUUGCUUUACUCUCAUGGGUCUUGUCACCUGUUACAUGAUAGCCUCAGUGACCCUGUCUAUCUUGCAAUGCUAUCCCAUCAGCGGCGCCUGGGACAAGUCGAUGCCCCCCACUUGCAUCGACCUGGAAAAGUUCUGGCUCGCAAACGCUGGCUUCUCUAUCGCGACAGACAGUCUGAUAUUGAUGCUUCCCAUGCACCCUAUCUGCACUAGCAAACUGUCGGUCACUCAAAAGAGAGGGCUGAUCAUGCUUCUCGCUACGGGCGGUGGUCUUGUCAUCACAACGUCUAUCGUGCGCACGACAACUCUCUCAUUCACAGCUAAAACUCCCGACACAACUUUCAACAUCAGUUCCACCAUGUGGUCUAUCAUCGAACAAAACCUAGCCAUCAUCUGCACAUGCCUACCAAUGUGUCGCCUUCCCAUCGCCACCCGCUUCCCACUUUGGGUCUCCGAGUCAGAGUUAACAGCACGUGAUGUCUCCGAACCUGCCGACCUAUCCAAACGUCAGACUAGACGGUGGAGUCCUUACACUGGACCCAGGAACGUACAAGGGAUCACGCGAAGCAUAGUCAUCACCAGCGACGAAAUGAGCGACGAACUCACGUUGGAUCCCGUGGAGAGAACCUUCACCAUGUCGACACUGUCGAGCGACAUUGGUGCGAUACGGAAGAUUGUUGAGUAUGAAAUCACAUUCGAGACUGCAUCCGAAGCCGAACCCUAG
Molecule: messenger RNA, 1080 nt
Organism: Fusarium graminearum PH-1
Lineage: Eukaryota; Fungi; Ascomycota; Sordariomycetes; Hypocreales; Nectriaceae
Exons: 5
Coding region: 1-1080 (359 amino acids)
Source: RefSeq, a predicted model, not a curated record